This is a messenger RNA of Paramormyrops kingsleyae, 1651 nucleotides long. RefSeq names its product programmed cell death 7 (gene pdcd7). Lineage: Eukaryota; Metazoa; Chordata; Actinopteri; Osteoglossiformes; Mormyridae. The record is from RefSeq and is a predicted model, not a curated record. Gene Ontology annotation, cellular component: U12-type spliceosomal complex.
CUUCCGUAACCAAAAAAAAAAACUGCCAGCCCCGGGUUGUGGAGUGAUGUUGUACCGGCAACACUAUUGGGUGUGUGGACUGAAGUCGAAACGAUUAUGGAAAAACACACGUACUCGGAAGGACAGGCGCAGCGGGUGUCGCAUCCUAUGUAUCCGGAUCCUAACAUGCUGGGCAUGGCGAGCGGCAGCUUUCCGGGUGCCCGAUCAUACGUUUCGGCCAGUAAUGAGAUGCUCGGUUCAGUACCAGUCCCAGGCGGAUUUUGGCCCAGUCAAGACAUUAAAACAAAACAUGGAGGACGAGGGCGUGUGGACGGAGUCGUACGCCAAAGCCGCGGCGAUGCGCAGCGACCUGCAGGACAAACUGAAGGUGUUCGGCGACAGCGCUUGUAUGGACGCCUGCAAGAAAAAGGUGGAUUUGAUCCGCAGGAAGAGAGCCAGGAAUCGUCGUAAGAAACGCGAGUCUUGCGAGGAAAUAAAAGAAAAAGAGGCAAGAGCUUCUGAGAAGGACGCCGCUAUAGAAAAGUGGCGGAUGAAACGUAUCCAACAAGUGGAAGAGAAGAAAAGGGAGCUUGAGCUGCGGCAGGCGGCGGACAGCGUGCUGUCAGAGGUGAGGAAGAAGCAGGCGGACGCCAAGAGGAUGACGGACGUCCUGCGCUCGCUGGAGAAACUGCGCAGGCUCAGGAAGGAGGCGGCCGCUAAGAAAGGCGUUCACCCGGAAAAGGAGGCGGACGAGGUGUUCGAAGGCCACCUGGAGCGCCUGAGGAGGCUGAUCCGCAAGCGUACGGCUGUGUACGCGGCAGAGGAAAAGGCACUCCGUGUCAUGCUGGAGGGAGAGCGAGAGGAGGAGCGGAAACGGGAGCAGGAGAGGAAGCACCGGAAGGAGAGGGAGAAGCAGCUGCAGAGGAGGCGGGAGGUGGAGUGUGUGCUCUUCGGAGAUGAAAUGCCUUCUGACCACCCGCUGCAGCCCUACAGGCAGUAUUACUUACAGGCAGAGACCUCCCUGCACGCCCUCAUACAGACGAGGAGGGCGUGGGAUCAGUACCUGGUGCCGUCGGAUGUCCCUGAGGGCAGCUUCAUCCCUCAGAGCUGGGUUCUCCCUGAGCUGCCCUCAGAUGAGGUGUGGAGCACCGCCUUGGAUAAGCAGAACACCGGGGGUGACUGACACCCCGGCACACAGCCUCGUUCGGCCCCCGUCCCACAGUCUCUGCUGGUGGUGCUCACUGGUCCCUCUGGAACAAGGACAGAUUGUUGAUCAGCAAUUUGACCUUUUGAUCAGUUUACCUCUGGGCUUCAUGUUACUUAUGACAUGCAUGUUUGCCCCAGGCAUGUCUGAUAUUUAAAAAAAAGAAAAAUGGAAAAAAAAAGAUGAAUAGAUGCUGAAGUAUUUAUUUUCAUAAAUAAAAACUAUAUUUUUUUAAUUUGCUGAAAAUACCGUCAAAAUCUGUGUUUUAUUUUAUUGCACAAUGUUUGGUAACCAUUAUUACUAUAAUAUUCUUCCAAACCUGAAUUUCCUGAUAGUUUACAUUUUUACAUGGAUUAAAAUGGCACCUAUUUCUGUUAUAAGUGUAGCAAGCAAAGGGAGAAAAAAAAAUCCUGUGUGCAUUGGUGUUGGAUCUAAGAACAUGCGAGUUUUAAAAACCCAAAUUGUGAA